ACAGUGACAUUAAAAAGUAGGACGUUUGGUUUGGGAUUAUGGAUAUUUAGGAAUUACCUAAAUCAAAAUAGAACAUUAUUCGUUAAGCUAUAAUGCUUUAAAUUUUAAAUAGGAGAAGACAAUUUUGCUAGUUGUAAAAAUGUUGAGCUCCUUUCAAAACACCGUAAAAUAUUUACGGUUGGUGAAUAUAAAAACGGCAUUAAACACGCUAAAAGAGUGCAAGCCGAUCAACAAUCCAUGCAUAGAGAAACCAAAAUACGAUUUGGUGUCAAAAGCCAAGACGGUUUACUUCAGUCCUCGUAGUAUUAACUAUGAGAUCCAAGAAAAGCCUUCUGAAAGAAAAAUAAAGAGAGAUCCAUUAUCUUAUACGCCGAUAGUUAAUCCUAGAUCAAUUUUACCACUAAUUGAUUCAAAUUGGAAGAAAGAUGAAAUUGGUUUACCAGCGCUUGAGCAGGAGGAGAAGCAGGCGAUUCGUUUGAUCGUUAUUAGGAGGAAGAAAAUGAAGAAACAUCAGAGAAGGAAGCUGUGGAAGAGAAUGAGGCAUCGUUGGGCAAGAGUAAAGAAAAACCGCCGCAUCAAAAAAGAAAAGAUCUUCCAAAACGAACUGGCCAUGAUGGUGAAGCAAGCUCACGAAUUCUCCGCUGAGCAGUAUGUAGCCAGCAAGAUCGAAAAAGCGAACCACACACCAUUACCCACUCGCUGGAAACACAAGAGGUUACCGCAGUUUAUCAUUCGACAGCUUCUGGGCAUAGACAAGAAGAUUAACUAUAAACACACAGAUGUUUAUAAAGCAUAGAUUAUAGAGUUAAGAAAAAUGUCAGUUUGAAUUAUUAUUUGAUAAUGCAUUUUUGUGUAAGGUUACAAAAAUUGUUCUUUAGCUGAACUUGUAAAAUUUAUCGGAAAUCUGUCAUUGGUUGUUAGACUCUGAUAAAAUGUCUCUGUUUAAUUUGUUUAUGCAAUUAGUGGCAAAGUGUAUUUCAUUGGUCAGAUAACAUCAGUUUGGCAAAGCAAUGUUUGUAUUAGAAUAGUUUGCGAAAUAAAUGUCUACAUAAAAA
Messenger RNA from Colias croceus (clouded yellow), 1055 nucleotides. RefSeq lists its product as uncharacterized. The record is from RefSeq and is a predicted model, not a curated record. NCBI's taxonomy places the organism in Eukaryota, Metazoa, Arthropoda, Insecta, Lepidoptera, Pieridae. The coding region runs from base 140 to 796 and encodes 218 amino acids. The transcript is spliced from 3 exons.